AUGUCCUUCCAAGUACCCUACGAGUCCAGUCCGCCCGAGACGCCCGAGAAAGACCGCUCUCGCAGUCUCUGGAGCAACAUCUCGACAACUCCUGCCGGCCCGCCGCCUUCGAGCACAGGUUCAUUUGCGCAACCGACAUCCAACAUCAAUGGCGGCUCACGCAUAAACUCCUUUACGCGAAACGAAAGCGCCUUCGCCACAAACCAAAACUCUUUCUCUAACAACGACUUCUCCAACUCAAUCUUCACCAAAUCAGGAGGCAUCAACACGAAUGACAGCAUUUUCGGUUCCUCCUUCGGUUCGACCGAUUAUGCCCCGCCGAAGCAAACCAAAGGACCUUCUUCACAACCCCUGGGCAAAUCGAGCCUGCGCUUUGGAAUGACCAACGGUAGCACCUUUGGUGAUUCACUAGGAUUCGGCCAAUCCAAUGGAUUUGCCUCGUCGAAAAUGACCGAUUACCACGACGAAACAGACCAGGAAGCGAACGGUGAGGAAGAGCUCGAAGAGGAGGAAGAAAUGGAGGAGGACCAAGAAGAGGAUGCCGACCCAAUGGACGAAAGUAUCCAGGACCCAUCGAAGAAAUUCAACUUUUUGGACUCAGCCUUCGGAAAUCCCUUCCAGUCCGAGCCAUCCCUUGGCGCUCAGCGCAAACCCAUCUACACCAACCCAAACGAUGCUAAGCGACCAAAGCUUGAUGAACACUGGGGCCAACCGUCACCAAUCGGCAAGACUCUUAAGCCAACAAAACCAUCCGCCUUGCCUUCCAUCCUACACAACAUUGCUUCCCGCUCCAAGAUUCCUCCUAUCCACGAGACGAACGAGUUUAUUCUUAACACCGAGGACGCAUUGGGAAAGCUUUGCGAUCAGUUGAAGGCCGCAGAGUUCAAACAUGUCGAUUACGAUGAGGUUCUCGCCAAUGUGUCGAAGGAAUUGGUUGAAACCUGGGAAAACUGUACCGAGGAAAGUGCGGCCGAUCGGUCCUAUGGCGCUCACGCUGGGAUCGGUCCCGGGGAGCAGGCUCCCCAUCUCACAAAAGCAACAUUCCUGGCAUCCUUGCUCCUUCAAAUCCAUCAUCCUCCACGUGAAGCUCCCUCGGUUGCAGGCGUGAAUCCUAUGCGCACAGCCGGACUGAUCAAGGCCGUUGGUCGACCAGCUGUCCCCAAAGCGCUUCCUCGGGUUUUAUUAGAAUGGCUAAGCGAUCGCCACGCAUCACAGACGAAGGACCUCCAAGCCCUGAAAUACGUGGAACCAAAUCCCACAGCUUCCACCAACUUUUGGGAUAUCAUCAUCGCGUCUGUGCUGCGCGGCCGUUUGAGUGAUGCAGCGGACGUCCUCCGAUCUGCGGAUUUCAACUACGCCCAAUCCGCUCGUGAAGAUGGUCUUGCACAGCCUGGCUAUCGCGGCGCGCAGCUUCAAAACAUUCAACGCUGUGUCAACAAAACCCUUCAAAUCCUCGAAUCAUGCCCUUCAAACCAAUCCGACGACUGGGAUGUCACCGGCCAUGAGUGGUCUCAAUACCGAAAGCGUGUUCUCUCUGCAGUCACUGAUUUGGAGGACUUCGCCGAAGGAGACGAGCGCGAUGAAUCUAACAUUCCGGUUCAGGAAAGUCGCUUCCAAGCCGUCAACUUUGGAAUGCCAACUUUCAACCAGAACUUCAACCAGAACCCGGUCUCUUUUGCUCAAUCUGCUCGUAUGGCCGAGAGCCGUGUUCCUUGGUCAAUCUACCAGAGCCUAAGGUCUAUCUACCGAAUCAUCCUUGGCGACCCAUCCGCCAUCAAGGGCAAAUCCCAGGACUGGGUCGAGGCAACGAUCACAUUGACAGCUUGGUGGGAUGGUGAGGACGACGAAGGAUUGGAUUUCGGUGCCAGUGAAGGCGAUAAAUUCCAAGAUUUCCUACGCUCCCGUGGGCCAAAACACCACGUCCGCGCAGUUGAUCGAAACAUGCGCGAUGCUUACCGUAACCGCCUGGCGCAGGCCCUCAGCCACACCACCACAGACGCCUCAGACAGUGCGGAUUUCCGCCCCAACACGAUGAACAGCGUUGAAGUUGGUCUGGCAUCCGUCUUUGAAGGAAACGUACAAGGUGUGCUAGAAUUGAUUCAAACAUGGUCACUGUGCGUGGCCGCUGCUGUGGCAGAAGUUGCCAGCCAGGGUGGUUGGUUUCAGUCCGGUGCCAGUCAAAAAACCAUGCCUGGUCUCUCAGAAAACGACCUCAUGGUCCUGUCGUACGGACAAGUACCCAAGUCUUCUACUAAGCUGCGUAAAGAUGAUAUUCUGCGCCAUUAUGCUUUCGCCCUCUAUGACCGGCCUGUCGUCGCGGAUCUAAACGGUUCUCGGGAAGGCUGGGAGUUGUCGCUGGAAGUAUUGAACCGCUUUGAUGAUGGGAAUGAGAUGAAGAAUGCCGUGGCCGAGAUUGUGGAUAAACUACCACUGGAAACGUCGGAGCAGCUGGACAAACUGGUCGUUCUCUGCUCAGAACUCGGGCUGGAUGACCAAGGUCGCAGGGUUUCUGAACGUUUCGCCGACAUGCUGACCUCUAAAUCCGAAAAUUUCGGCAUGGCCUUGGUGUGCUACGCUCGCGCUCAGAGCCGACGCAAGGUGAAGUCAGUUGUUGACCUCCUGAUCUCUUACAGCUUAGUUCAAUCUCGUGCGUAUCCCGCGACAGCCGAGCUUGAUGAACAACUUCGCUCUCUGAUGAAGGAGCCGAAGGCCUGCUUGUCCUCGAUUGCUCAGAUUGACGAAGAAGCCGCCCGGAUUCUUCAAUUUUACCUUAGUGGUUACGCGACCCUCCGUCGCUACUACGAGAUUCGGGACGAGGAACUCGAGUUAGCAGAGGGACAACAACCUCGAUACAAGCCUUUGGCCCGUCGUCGUGCGGCGGCCCAGGCCCUCGCAGCUGUCAUCGGCAGUGCCGCGGAUAACAUUUACGGCGGCCUGUACGACCCGGAUCGCGACUCGGCCGUUCAAGUUGACGGGCUCCUCGCACUGCUUGGUGAAGCACUCGCAUUUGUGCAACAGCCCACUCCUGUCCUUACUGUUUCACAACAAUUCACCAUCCUGUCCGCGAUCGAAGACCUCGAAACCGUGACUCCCCGCGUCUACGCCCAGUGCGAGGAGUGCUUCCACUCUACCCUCCUUGAAUACCAAUCUUCCACUCGUGGGGAAGUGUCGGAUCGUCCCUCCCCCCGAUCCCUCCUCCAGAAAUCCGUCAAUUUCAACGCUUCCAGCUUUUCCGUCAUCGGGAACGACAUGCGAGAGGGCCGUACCCGCUCUGGAUCUGGUGCCGGAUCUCUUGGUAGCUCUGCCGUCCUUGUUGGCGCCGAUGCGGAACGAGGCUGGGAUUGGCGUGCCGGGUUACCAGAGUCCGCCAAGGGCGAGGAUAUCCUACGCAUGCUCCGACUCGGCCUGGCUCGAGGAUUAAGCCAUGGUGCCCUCGGGUCCAUCUAA
Molecule: messenger RNA, 3447 nt
Organism: Penicillium olsonii
Lineage: Eukaryota; Fungi; Ascomycota; Eurotiomycetes; Eurotiales; Aspergillaceae
Source: the annotation of a GenBank genome assembly